Carya illinoinensis is the source of this 1088-nucleotide messenger RNA. RefSeq names its product probable RNA-binding protein EIF1AD. Gene Ontology annotation, molecular function: RNA binding; translation initiation factor activity. The record is from RefSeq and is a predicted model, not a curated record. The transcript has 5 exons. The coding region runs from base 256 to 771 and encodes 171 amino acids. Gene Ontology annotation, biological process: translational initiation. Lineage: Eukaryota; Viridiplantae; Streptophyta; Magnoliopsida; Fagales; Juglandaceae. Gene Ontology annotation, cellular component: nucleus.
CCCACCCGACAAAAGUCGGGUUCAUCGGAUCAAAUUGCAUAACGGGUUGGCUUCACCUAAUACCGAGUUCUCCUCCUGAAACCCUAGCCACCUCUCCGUUCGUCGUCUCCGUUCUUCGUCGCCGUGAGUCGUCACAGUUCGUGGUCGCCGUGGGUCUACACAGCUUGUGGCCGCAGUCCAGAUCUGCCCCACUCUCUCCUACUCCGAUCCAUCACAGGACGUGGGAGUGAAACUGUGUAUUAGCAGUGAGGGCACAUGAAAGGAGGAAGGAAGAAUCUGAAGAGGGCAGCAGAGGAAGAGAAGUUCAAUCUCCAGGAUGGUCAAACCAUCAUGCAAGUGCUAUCUCUUCGAGGUUCUAAUCUCAUUGAGGUAAUGGAUGGGCAAGGCGAGAAAUCACUGGCAUUGUUUCCAGCUAAGUUUCAAAAGAGCAUGUGGAUAAGACGAGGUAGUUUUGUUGUGGUUGACAUAAGAGGAAAGGAAAAGGCUAUUGAAUCAGGUAGCAAGGUGGCAUGCCUUGUGUCCCAAGUUCUCUUUUACGAACAAGUUCGGCCUCUUCAGAAAUCUCCAGAAUGGCCUGAAAUCUUCAAAUCAACACAUUUGGAGGAUUCUAAUGGAAGUUUGUGUGGGCAGACCUCCCAGCAAGAAGAGAAUGAGCUUGAAUCUAGUGAUGAGGAGGGACUUCCCCCAAUAGAGGUCAAUACUAACAGAAUCAAACCCGCUGAACUUCUAUCAGAUGCAGAAUCAGAUUCGGCUUCAGAUAAAGAUUCUUAAGUUAUUAAAUAUAAGACGAGAUGAGCGCAAGCUGGCAUGAACACACAUGGAUAUUUAAAAAAAAGUUAUUAAAUGUGAGACAAAAAGCAUCAUUGUAAGAGUUGAACCUGCAUCACGAAAUAUGAGGAUGGGAAAGGAAAGAUUUUUGCAUUAACAUCCCAAAUUCUUGUACAAUUUGCACGAUGGCAUUUUUGUUUAAUUGAUUAUGUAGUCAAAUGUUGAGACAGCAAUACGGGUCUCAAUAGUUGGUUUGAUGCCACGUCGCCUAUAAUAUGAAAUAUUAUUUAAGUGCAAUUUACAUUUAUCCUUUCAAGCAA